UAAUUGUUUUCGAGCGUCUCCUUCUGUUCUGUCCUAUUUUCUUUCCUUCUCGUCCUCUUCCCCUUCCGCGGCACUCCGUCCUCACUUCUCCACUUCCUUCAAUCCCCGCUCGAAAACCCUAACCCUUAAAUCGAAGCUGAAGCCAGAGGCGGGAUCCGAUCGCUUGGUUCUGGAUCGAUGGGGGAAGGAGACGUGCUGCAGAGGUUCGGGCCAGAGGAGAUAGAUAGUUCGUGCACGAAGGGGGAUCUGGCGAUGGAGGUCGAUGCGCAGCCGGGACGUGAUGGCGCUGCCACCGCGGAGGACUGGAGGCGAGUCCUCGCCAAGGUGGUGCCCGCUGUGGUGGUGCUGCGGACCACCGCCGCGCGGGCCUUCGACACGGAGACUGCCGGGGCCAGCUACGCCACCGGUUUCGUAGUCGACAAGGUUCGGGGCAUCAUACUGACCAACCGUCAUGUGGUCAUGCCCGGUCCUGUGGUUGCGGAGGCGAUGUUUGUUAAUCGGGAGGAGGUUCCAGUUUAUCCUGUGUAUAGGGAUCCUAUACAUGAUUUUGGGUUCUUCCGUUUUGACCCUGAAGCAAUCAAGUUUUUAAAGUAUGAGGAGAUUCCUCUUACACCUGAAGCUGCUUGUGUUGGAUUGGAAAUACGAGUUGUUGGGAAUGAUAGUGGAGAGAAGGUCUCCAUUUUGGCAGGAACUCUUGCUCGUCUGGAUAGGGACGCUCCUCAUUAUAAAAAGGAUGGAUAUAACGACUUCAACACAUUCUACAUGCAGGCUGCCUCUGGAACAAAAGGUGGCUCAAGUGGUUCACCAGUAAUUGAUUGUCAAGGAAGAGCUGUUGCCUUAAAUGCUGGAAGCAAAUCAUCCAGUGCCUCUGCCUUUUUUCUUCCUCUUGAAAGAGUUGUAAGGGCAGUAACAUUAAUUCAAAAAAGUUGGAGUUCAUUUGGAAGCAAGCCAGAUUCUAUUGCAAUCCCUCGUGGCACACUUCAGGUAACUUUUGUUCACAAGGGAUUUGAUGAAACAAGACGACUUGGACUUCAAAAUGAGACUGAGAAGAUGGUGAGGCUUGUUUCUCAUUCUGGAGAGACAGGAAUGUUAGUGGUUGAAUCUGUGGUUCCUGGUUGUCCUGCUCAUAAGCAUCUUGAACCUGGUGAUGUGCUUGUUUGUGUUAAAGGAGAGGUGAUUACUCAAUUUCUUACAUUGGAAACUUUACUUGAUGACAACGUGAAUGGCGACAUAGAUUUGCAGAUCGAAAGAGGUGGAGCGCCCUUAACCAUGAAAUUGAAGGUUCAAGAUUUGCAUUCCAUAACACCAAAUUACUUUCUUGAAGUAAGUGGUGCUGUUAUCCAUCCUCUCUCAUAUCAGCAGGUGUUGCUCCCUUCAAUUUCUCUUUUAUUUGUAAUCAAUAUCAAGUGGUACUUGGUUGGAGAUACAGGGUAUUUCCUCUCUCGAGCUGGUGUCCCACGCCAUGCAAUUAUCAAGAAGCUUGCUGGGGAAGAGACAUCAAAAAUAGAUGAUUUCAUAUCAGUUUUAUCAAAAUUAUGCAGGGGUGCACGGGUGCCUUUAGAAUAUGUGAGCCAUGUGGACCGCCACCGGAACAAGUCAGUUUUGAUUACAAUUGAUCGUCAUGAAUGGUAUGCCCCUCCACAACUAUAUGUCUGUGACGAUAGCAUAGGGCUAUGGGUGGCUAGACCAGCUAUACCAGCUGAUUCUACCAUAUUUUCUUCAACUAUCGACUGGGGUAGACUAGGCACAGCCCCUAUGGAAACACCAGUUAUUGGCGAGAGACAAUUGGAAGCUGAUCAUCAGAACAACACUGAGAACUGGGAGGAUAGGUGUAACAGAAUGCAGACUAAUGAUGAGAACAAUGCUGAUGAUUCAAUUUCCAGGUAUGGUUCCUUUGGUGACAAAAAGAGGCAACAAAUAGAGGAAGAUUCAAUAGUAGAAGGAAGAGUAUUCUCAAAUGGAGCUUUGGAUGACUUUAAAGAUCAGAACUUGGAGCAUCAACCCAACUCGGAAAAUACUGAGGUUUUGCAUCAUCAGGUAGCAAUUCGAACAAAUGCAUCAAUUGCAGAACAAGUGAUAGAGCCCGCUCUCGUAAUGUUUGAGGUUCAUGUACCACCAUCUUGUAUGAUUGAUGGUGUCCAUUCUCAACAUUUUUUGGGGACAGGAGUUGUUGUACAUCAUUCAGAAACCAUGGGUUUAGCUGCUGUUGACAAGAACACAGUUGCUGUAUCUGUCUCUGAUGUAAUGCUGUCAUUCGCUGCAUAUCCUAUGGAAAUUCCCGGAGAGGUUGUUUUCUUGCACCCCGUUCACAAUUAUGCUCUUGUUGCUUAUGAUCCUUCUGCUCUGGGGAUUGGUGCUUCCAGUGUUCGUGCAGCUGAACUUCUUCCUGAGCCUGCUUUACAGAGAGGAGAUUCUGUAUAUCUUGUGGGAUUAAGUAGAAGUCUACAAGCAACAUCGAGGAAAUCUAUUGUUACCAAUCCAUGUGCUGCUCUAAAUAUUGGUUCAGCUGACUGCCCACGGUACCGGGCAACUAAUAUGGAAGUUAUUGAGCUUGAUACUGAUUUUGGUAGUACCUUUUCUGGUGUGCUUACCAAUGAACAUGGAAUGGUUCAAGCACUUUGGGCAAGCUUUUCUACUCAGCUGAAAUAUGGUUGUAACUCUUUGGAAGAUCAUCAAUUUGUUAGAGGCAUACCCAUCUAUGCAAUUGGUCAAGUUCUUCAGAAAAUUGUCCAGCAGGCACCAGGUCCACUUCUUCUCAUCAAUGGUGUAAAGAGACCAAUGCCAUCUCUUAGAAUUCUGGAAGUGGAGCUUUUUCCUACAUUGCUUUCAAAGGCUAGAAAUUUUGGUCUGAGUGACAGAUGGGUACAGGCCCUUGCCAAAAAGGAUCCUAUUAGAAGGCAGGUCCUACGUGUAAAAGGUUCUUUAGCAGGAUCAAAGGCUGAAGGCCUGCUAGAGCAAGGGGACAUGAUUCUAGCAAUCAAUAAAGAACCAAUCACAUGCUUUCUUGACAUAGAAAAUGCUUGCAGGGAGCUAGACAAAAGUGACAACAAUGCUGGAGAACUUAAAAUGACUAUUUUAUGUCAGGGUCAAGAAAGAGAGAUUGUUGUCCGAACUGACAUAAGGGAUGGCAGUGGAACAACUCGCAUGGUGAAUUGGUGUGGAUGUGUAAUUCAGGAUCCACAUUCAGCGGUUCGUGCGCUUGGUUUUCUUCCUGAAGAAGGGCAUGGUGUAUAUGUAGCAAGAAGGUGCCAUGGAAGUCCAGUUCAUAGAUAUGGUCUUUACGCCCUGCAAUGGAUAGUCGAGGUAAAUGGGAAACCAACACCAGACGUGGAAGCUUUUCUAGAAGUGGUAAAGUCUGGAGCAUGGAGAAUUUGUGAGAGUGAGGACAGUACAUUUGAAUGGGAAGCCACAUGUGCUGACAUUGAAGCAGGAUCUUCACUACUGGCCAACUUGGGAACUUAAAUUUGAUCCAGAAACGUCCAUGUGGCGACGAAAAGUGAUAAAAGCUUUGAGUGACAGCCAAAUAUCAGGACUGAACACACCAUUCAAGUUGUGAGACAUCACAUGCAAGACCUCCUACACAAGUUUCGUCUUUAGUUUGAAGAAAUCACGUUGGUAGCGGCAGAGCCCUUUAAGUUAUAAGAGCUACAAAAUCCACCUGAGUCCAAUUUGCCACAAAUGACCUCAUGAUCCUCCAUCAUGAGGUAUAUGUCCAUUUCGAUAAGUGUGGCUAUAUCUUAUUUUAAAGUACAUAAUUCAAGAUUUGUCUCUAAAUAUGCAAUAGUAAACUCCGAAGAGUAACCAGUCUAGAUCUUUUAGUUCAUUUGUCCACCAUUAUCUCGAUCGCUUUAUCAGCCUCUUGGACUUGCUCCCAGCUGCACUUGUUAAGCCAUUAGCUUCCCCAGGCAAUGUGUAAAUUUGAAAUAAUUGCAUCUUAGUAGCGUUCCUCAAAUUGUUGUAACUGAGAAAGGCCUAAGGUGGAGAUAUGUAGUGCAUAAGCUCUAGCUGUUAAAGUUUAAAUGUUCCACAGUUAAUGAUUUAAUACAAGUUCUUGUUGAUUAAUUUUGUCAUUAUUA
This is a messenger RNA of Zingiber officinale, 4076 nucleotides long. Its product is annotated as protease Do-like 7. The transcript has 24 exons. The record is from RefSeq and is a predicted model, not a curated record. Gene Ontology annotation, molecular function: protein binding; serine-type endopeptidase activity. Gene Ontology annotation, biological process: proteolysis. Lineage: Eukaryota; Viridiplantae; Streptophyta; Magnoliopsida; Zingiberales; Zingiberaceae. Bases 178 to 3462 code for a protein of 1094 amino acids.